Rhincodon typus (whale shark) is the source of this 2583-nucleotide messenger RNA. Its product is annotated as BEN domain-containing protein 4. Lineage: Eukaryota; Metazoa; Chordata; Chondrichthyes; Orectolobiformes; Rhincodontidae. The record is from RefSeq and is a predicted model, not a curated record. The coding region runs from base 96 to 1661 and encodes 521 amino acids. Gene Ontology annotation, molecular function: DNA binding. The transcript has 5 exons.
CACCGGCCCUUCCGACUGCAAGCUCGACUGAGUGGAAGCGUCAAACCAGAAGGGUAAGAAAAAUCGCCCCCUCCCCCUCGCACGGUCGAUCCGCAAUGGAGGAGGAGAUGAAUCACGCAGAGGACGAAGGAUUGCGAUCGGGCACCAUCUCCAAACUCUGCAAACAGCGGACUCCCUACAGUGUCCUCAAACCAUUCCCUGGCAAGAAGGCGAUGACCAGGAGGUACGAAAGACCCACCAUGAUCGAGGUCCCACAACUGGCCAUAGGGACUGGAGGAGGAGGGGCUCAUCACCAUCACCCACCGGUUACCAUCAACACCGAGCAGCAGCAACAACAGCAGCAUCACUUCCACCAUCAGCAACAGCAUUAUCCAUACCAGAGCAUCUCGAACAACAGGAUAGCCCCCGGAGCAGUAUCAGCAUCAACAUCUAUGUUAGCUUCAGUAUCUCAAUCGUACCUUGGAGCGACGGCUUCUGACUAUCCGCCUGUCAGGUACAACAACAUACCUACAAGCCAAUCAGGAGCUGAAAACAUCAUCCUAAGUGCAGAGAGUCGCUUAAUACUUGAUGCCUUUGCGCAGCAAUGCAGUCGAGUCCUGACACUCCUAAAGGACAAUGGAAAACUUCUGGACACCAACCAAACUCAAGUCAUUUCUUGUGUUAAAAAAGAGAGCGGGUGUUACGAUGAGUGCACAGGACAGUGUCAGCUGGUCAAAGGUGCCCCAAUGCAACCACGGGCAUCAGGAAAUUCAGAGACAGAAUUACAGAAUGUGCAAAAGAGACAUCAAACCUCAGCCUUGCUUCGUGUAUUUACGGAUUCUCUACAAAGUUACCUACUUGCUGGGGGACGGCCAUCACAUAGUACUGUUGGGAUGAGUGAAUGCAGUCACAUGACAGACAUGGAUCCCCUUUCCACAUCUCCCACCCAUACUCUGGGAGGGUGGACAUCCCCAGCAACAUCUGAAUCUCAUGUCCAUCCAUCAUCUACAUUCCCCGAGGAGGACGAAGAAGAUGGCUACUGUCAGAGGUGCCAAGAGUUGGAGCAGGAAGUGGUUUUACUGCAACAGGAAAAUGAGGAACUGAGGAAAACCUUGGAUCGAAUUCCAGUGCCCUGUCAGACUGUUCUUGAUUAUUAUAAGACGGUACUCCAGCAUCACAAUCAACUAGUCCAACCAGUCUCAGAGGAGCAGCCAACAGAGGGAAACAAACAGUUGUUGAACAACUAUCCUGUCUGUAUCACUAGUAAGCAGUGGGAUGAGGCUGUCAAUUCAUCUAAAAAGGAUGGCCGGCGACUUCUCCGUUACCUCAUCAGAUUUGUGUUUACAACAGAUGAACUGAAGUAUUCAUGUGGACUGGGCAAAAGGAAAAGAUCAAUGCCAUUAGGGGAGCCAGGCCCAGAGCGACGUCCUCUCGAUCCUGUCAAAGUGACCUGUCUCCGAGAGUUCAUUCGGAUGCAUUGCACCUCCAACCCAGAUUGGUGGAUGCCUUCAGAAGAACAAAUAAACAAAGUGUUCAGUGAUGCAGUUGGGCAUGCUCGCCAAGGUCGUGCUGUUGGAACUUUUCUUGGUGGCAGUGGUGGUUCCUAUUAUGAAGGCUAUGACCCUCAAAUAUCACAUGACGAAAUGUUUAACAAGGGCUGCCAUGAAGGAUCUGGAGACUAAAGGACAACAGUGUUCAUAUAUAACUGCCACGUUGGUGUAAAAAAUGAAUGUAUAUUAAUCUAUGGUUGUAUUGGUGUUGACACCAACUAGAUAUGAUGCAACUCAAUUUUACAUUAGAACAUUUAAUUAAAAUAACAUUUCCUGCAGAAGAUAUACCAAAAGUGACCUCAGAGGUUAACCAGCUGUGACUGUGAAUAAUUUGGUUUAUAUCCAUUUUCCUGAACAUUCUAAGUGUUAUUCCAGGCAUGGAACUGAGGAACUGUAUUUAAUCUGUCCAAAUUCAUACAAAGGAAUAUUAUGUUUACAAUGUUCAAGCCAGGUAAGGGAGAAACAGACUUUGAUUUAAAAUUACGUAAUUUUCUACAUGGAUAAACUUGAUCAAAACAUAAAAAUCAAAACAUAAAAUGGCUAUGUCGCUGAAAUUCAACGGUCUAAGCCUGGGCAUCUGGGUUUUUUGCAACCUAUGGAAAAUUGAAAUUUUUGCAAUUAUAAUUUGUUGCUGCCCUUUUAACUGUUCCAAUUGAAUUAUAUUACUGUUUAAAGAGUUGCCAAAAUAGGAGUUCAGUCUGUCAUCUUUUAGAUAUGUGGCAAUAUUGUUGCCUGAAUGUAGAACUUUACCGUAUAGCCUAUUUAAAUUCAACCCUCACCACAAUUUUGGUCACACACUUUAAUGUGUGGCGGUUAACUGGUAGCAUUUCAGAAAUGUAGCAGUCUUGUCAUGGGAAUCAACAAGAAAUGUUAUUGUCUUCUGUCAGUUGUUUGGAUUGCUAAAAAGCAAAUUGAGGGCAGGUAAGUAGAACUGCCUACAAAAAUGCUCAUUUACCAAGUAUCACAGACACAGGCCAUGGUUAUAUUGCACUUUGCUUGAAUACCUUCUGUCCACGUAUACAAGUGCAUUAAUGAUGAAUGUUGUAGUAUUUGU